AUGGCUCUCUACGAAGGAAGUAUAUUUGUAACGAAAGAGAAAGUACAAGAAGUAUUUGAUAAGUUACGAUCACAGGAUUCAAGAAGCAGAUUUUGUUUCGACUGUGGCGCUGAAGAUGCAGCAUGGGUAUCCGUCCCGUUUGCUGUUAUGUUGUGUCUCUCAUGUUCAAAUAUCCACCGUACCAUGGAUGUAGGAAUAACGUAUGUUAAGUCCUCUAUAAUUGAUCAAUGGACGGUAAAUAAUUUGAAAGGAUUCAAAUAUGGAGGCAACCAGAAAGCUUACGACUAUUUCACUCUUCAUAGUGCUGACAAGUUAUUGCAGGCUUCCAUCAAGGAAAAGUAUACCAAUGAAAUCGCUGCUAAGUAUAGACAUCAUAUAGAUAGUCUGGUUAAACGGGAUACCACAGAGCAUCCAUUUGAAAUCAGCGUUGCGACUAAGUCAUUUGCUAACAUGUCAAGCGAAUCACUAAGAAGUGAGGAAAAUAACAAUUAUGGAAGUGGUAAUGAUCUCUUUACUAAAGAUUGGGGAGAGCCCUUGAAAAAAGUAAACGAAGCUCGUACUUUAAACGCUCAUAUUUUACAGGAACCUAAGAGGAAUUCGAUUCUGUCAUCUAAUAGAAAACCGACCGAGAGGAUAUCUUGUUAA
Kazachstania africana CBS 2517 is the source of this 645-nucleotide messenger RNA. Its product is annotated as ADP-ribosylation factor GTPase-activating protein. Bases 1 to 645 code for a protein of 214 amino acids. Gene Ontology annotation, biological process: COPI coating of Golgi vesicle. The record is from RefSeq and is a predicted model, not a curated record. NCBI's taxonomy places the organism in Eukaryota, Fungi, Ascomycota, Saccharomycetes, Saccharomycetales, Saccharomycetaceae. The transcript has a single exon. Gene Ontology annotation, molecular function: GTPase activator activity.